Arabis nemorensis is the source of this 261-nucleotide messenger RNA. Lineage: Eukaryota; Viridiplantae; Streptophyta; Magnoliopsida; Brassicales; Brassicaceae. The record is from the annotation of a GenBank genome assembly.
AUGGAACGUUCCGGUAUCAAACCCUCCGUUCUCCGAUCAAUCCCUGUCGUAGACUUCGACUCUAAGGACUUCAAAGACAACGUCGAAUGCGUUGUUUGUUUCUCCGAGCUCGUUGAUGGAGACAAAGCUAGAGUUUUGCCGAGCUGGUUUCAUGCUGAUUACAUCGACUCGUGGCUUCGAUCUCAUUCCACUUGUCCUAUAUGUAGAAAGAGAGUUGCUUUGUGCAACGAGGAACUAGACAAGAACUUGACGAGGGUUUGA